Molecule: messenger RNA, 2853 nt
Organism: Trypanosoma grayi
Lineage: Eukaryota; Euglenozoa; Kinetoplastea; Trypanosomatida; Trypanosomatidae
Product: putative protein kinase
Exons: 1
Coding region: 1-2853 (950 amino acids)
Biological process (GO): protein phosphorylation
Molecular function (GO): ATP binding; protein kinase activity
Source: RefSeq, a predicted model, not a curated record
AUGUUCGGCACUUCACUUCAGUUAUGCAUCGCUGGCCUUUGCCUGGUUGGUACUGUUUUAUUUACCAACAUUGAUAACCGAAUUACCUGGAAUAACGCCAUCCAAGAGGCGGAAACAUGUGGUGCCACAUCCAUUUUGUCGACAGUGAAUCAUACUAAGGGCAUACUCAUUGGCGUAUCAACUGCAUGCAUCGUUACGUACAUUGUUUUUGCCCUUGCACUGCUGGGGUUCUCUAGACAUGUUUCACGAAGCCUGGAGAGAGAGUUAUCUCACCUGUACGAUGCCUUCGACUUGCUGAGUAAACUGCAAUUAGAAAGCGUUCCGUUGUACGUUAACGAACACACCGACGUGGAUGUUAUAACUGAGAAGCAAACCUUUUUAUUGGAGCGCUAUUCUGAUCAAGUCGAAUUGCAAAAGGUUCAAGACGUCAUGAACAACGUUACCUUGGUUAUACGUCAUUUCCGCAAAACGCUUCCCGAUACCAUCUUUAAAAAAAAAAUGGCUGGGGUGAUUGCGGAGUCAUCUCAGAGAGAAGAUCGUGGAAUAGGGACACCCGGAGCACAAUCAUCACCAACAUUGGGAUCCAUAAAUGUAGUAGGAGCAGCAUCUUCACCUGGGAGGCAACAUGCCGCCUCUCUGCGCACCAGCCUAACCGACUACCCUCUGACUCAUCGAAGCGAUGAGACCCGAGCACUUGUUAGUGUCACACGCGACGGUAGAAAAAAGUUUGCUGAGAAUGAAGGUUCAUAUAGGACACUGAAUGUCAGUGAAAUACAUGGAGGAGUUGAAUCCGGAUUGAAGAGAAGGAAGGCUACUUUGAUGGUGGCGUGCCUAUCUGGUUUCGUGCCACAGAUGGACGCAGAUCUACGAUAUUGUCAUUACCUAUCACAAGAGUUUCACUCUCUUGUGACUGACAUCGCUGACAAAUAUGGUGGUACAGUUUUGAAAGUAACAUCAGACAGGGUAAUUGUUGAAUGGAAUGCGUUCAGUGAUGCUUCCAGCCACGAAAAGGCUGGGAUGCAGUGUGUCUGUGAGACAAUUGUUGCCCUUGAUUCGUUUAUUUACGAGGUGACGUAUUCCACACGCAUGAAGCUGACCCCGGUAGUGAUGGCAACUUCAGGCUACAUUCUGGCCGGAACAGUUGGUACUGAGGAUGAAAGAGCCAUGCCAAUUUACGGAAAUUGUGUUGCCCUUGGUGAAGAGCUUCCUUCGCUUUUAAUUACCCUGGGUGUAAAAUAUGCAUGUACAGGGGAUUUGUCUGAAAGCUGCCCUGGUGGAUGUUGUUGUAUUCCGAUAGAUUGCGUGACAGAUGCCAACAAUAAUCAGCAUGUUGUGUACGAGAUAUUUGAGGGUUCCCAUUCACAUCAUAAAAAACUUGUUGAAGCGUUUCAAUAUUUCCAGGCAGGCGAAUACGCUACUGCGGAGCGCAUGUAUUGUGAUAUCUAUGAUGCAAACCCUGGAGAUGAGCAGACGUUUCGAUUGGGACAGUUAUGCUACUAUCUUCAGAAAAGUGGGAAAAUAUACCGGAGACGCAUACCUCAAUGGCAGCUAUUUCCUGUAGAGGUUGAUGAAUCAACCAACAUGCCACUACAAAAAAGGAAGGAUUCAUAUCACUGGAGGAAGCCUGAGGCAAGCUCUGUCGAGGAUCAGCUUCGACGAGCUAUAUUGAGUCGAGAUGGUACUUGCCCACCGUCGGCCUCUUCAACUGAUGGCCAUCAGGUCGGUUUGGCUCCCCAUGCUUACAGGGCUCGUAGCCCUAGUUGCCCAGCAUCUCCAGAUAUCGACUGGAGGCCGGAUAUCACAGAGUUUCGUGAUCGUCAAGGGAUGAUAUUUCGCAUGUCGAACCGUAUUUUGGGCACUGGAGCAUGUGGAAGCGUAUCGAUCGGGUUAUCGCAGACGGGAGCCUUGGUCGCUAUCAAGGCGAUUGAACUUUCAGUAAUUCGGUAUACACAAACUGAGAAUAUGAGUAGCGUUAACCGUCGGCGUUUGCGCAGAAAAGGUAUAAACGUCGAAGGGAACGUCGAGGAGGCAUUAGAUGCGAUUAUUAAUGAAGUGAGUUUGCUUUCUCGUUUACGGCACCCAAAUAUAGUGGGUUACAUAUCAUGCGCUGUUUUGGAUCAAAAACUUCUGGUUGUGAUGGAGUUGGCAAGUGGCGGCAGCCUACACAACCUGCUGUGGCAGUUUUCAAAAGUCAAGGUGAACCGUGCGAAGCGGUACCUGAGGGAUGUCCUUAAGGGACUUGAAUAUCUACAUCGAAAGAAUAUUGUCCACCGUGAUAUUAAGCCGCAAAAUGUGCUCUUGCUAGAGAAUGGUUUGUGCAAAUUGAGUGAUUUUGGCACAUCGCAGCGUCUCCAGAAAAUCUCUUCUUCAAACAGACCAGAGGGAACUCCACCCUACAUCGCUCCUGAGGCCGCACGGGGCAAGGCUGAAAAGGCGUCCGAUAUAUGGAGUUUCGGAAUAAUGAUGGCUCAGAUCUUAAGUGGUAGUCUGCCUUGGCCAAACGUAAAGAAUAUGACGCCACACGUUUUCCUCUACAAUGUGGGAAAAGUGGAAAGCUUUGUUCCUCAGGUAGAUGACAGAAUUUCAAGUGAUGCGAAAGAAAUCAUCAUGCGGUGCUGUAGACGUAAUCCAUCUGAAAGGCCAACUGCGCGUAAGCUUUUGGCCGAUCCAUUUUUUACCCCAACUCGGGCCUAUGUUAGUUCUACAGCAACGAAUCGACGCUCACUGGGCGUAGACGAAAUUUUUCAAAGUGGUUCGCCUAAUGGCUCUCAGGACAAACGUUCUUAUGAUUGCCUUUCUAUUCCAGGCUCACGAGGGAAGAGAGUAGAUAGCAUUAACAGUCUCCACAAGUGA